GAGCCCAGGAGCGCAGCGGAGCGCAGCGCGGGGAGGGUUAACCCGCCCAUGUAAACGUCGUCUGGGGCUUGUCAGUUUCCGAUUCGAGACCCGGGAAAAAAAAGGGGGAAAAGGCACGCCUGGCAGCGGGCGGGCACAGCAGCCUCGGCGGCAGCAGGAACCGCGGAGACCCCGACGGAAAGGAAGAGGAGGCGGGCGCCGAGGUUAACAUGAAGAAGGAGAAGGUGGUCCAGUGGACGAUGGACGGCGAGGAGGAGAACCUGGUCUUGGUCAAUGGAAGCUGCGGUGACCCAGCCAAGGACAAGGCCGAGCCUACCUUGAAAGUCAAAAGGAAGCAGAAGAAUUCAGAUGUCGAUGACGCAGAGAAAGUGCCUCACAAGGCGAAGUGGAAGGAACAGGAUGAGGAGGUCCCCAAAGAAGGCCAGGAGGAGGUGCGGAGGCGCGGAUCCGCUGGCUGGGAGAACAGUUUGCGGCAGAAGCCUCCUCCCCGCAUCGUCUUCCAGGCCGGACCCGCUGCGCAGGAGAAGAAUGUGAAAGAGGACAUGGAGAGCGUGGAGAGCUUCAAGGAGCGACACAAAAUCAGGUUUUCCAGGAGAAUCUCUGCAUUUGCCCAAGUGGACUACUCAGAGGAGAACCUUGUGCAGUCCGGCCAGAGCGGCGGCAGCAGCAAUAUUGGGGUACCAAAUGGCUGCCUCUUGACAGGGACCCCGAGUGAUGCAGAGGAAUACCAGGACAACAAGGGUUUUCGAAUCGGCGAGCUCGUGUGGGGGAAGAUCAGGGGCUUUGCUUGGUGGCCCGCCAUCGUUGUGUCAUGGAGGGCCACAUUCAACCGCAAGGCGGCCCCCGGGAUACGUUGGGUCCAGUGGUUUGGCGAUGGAAAGUUUUCGGAGGUCUCGGUAGACAAGCUGGUGGGGCUGUUGGCGUUCCAGGAGCAUUUCAACUCCACCACGUUCCACAAGUUGGUUUCCUACCGGCAAGCCAUCCUUCACGUCUUGGAGGUGGCAAGCAGCCGAGCAGGCAAGUCGUUCUCGAGUGCUCCAGGAGAUUCUCUUGAAGACAAGCUGAAACCCAUGGUGGAGUGGGCCAUGAAUGGCUUCAAGCCCACCGGAGGGAAAGGACUGAAGCCCCCCAAGACCUCAGACAGCAGUCUCCUCAGCCAGAAAAGCUCUGAAGAAUCUGCCGCUCCUGAACUGCCUUCGCCUGAACCUGCCCCCCCAGCCAAGCGGCUCAAGACCAAUGUCUGCAAUGGGAGCAACAAGGAGCAGGCGGAGGAGAACCAGAGCAGAGAGUCGAUGGCUUCUGAAGUCAGGCACAACAAGAAGAGCUUGGAAGACAGCUGCUUGUCAUGUUGGAAGAAGGAUCCGGUGACCACCCACCCCCUGUUCGAAGGGGGCCUCUGCGAGACUUGCCAGGUUCAGUUCCUAGAAUUUUUCUACAUGUAUGAUGAAGACGGGUACCAGGCUUACUGCAGCAUUUGUUGUGCGGGGAACGAGCUGCUUCUCUGCGACAAUGCCAACUGCUUCAGGUGCUUCUGUGUGGACUGCCUGAACCUGCUAGUGGGUCGCGGGGCGGCUGACGCAGCCAGGAAGGAGGACCCCUGGAGCUGCUACAUGUGCCAGCCGCAAGAGCGUCACGGGGUGCUUCAGAGGAGGGGCGACUGGAACACCCGCCUGAAGGAGUUCUUCACAGACGAGAAGGGGCUUGAAUACGAGCCACCAAAAAUGUACCCUGCCAUCCCAGCAGCAAACAGGCGGCCAAUCAGAGUGCUGUCUCUCUUUGAUGGAAUUGCAACAGGCUACCUCGUCCUGCGGGAUCUUGGCAUCCAGGUGGAGAAGUACGUCGCCUCUGAGAUCUGCGAGGAGUCCAUAGCCGUGGGAACUGUGCGGCACGAAGGGAACAUCAAAUACGUGCAUGACGUCAGGAACAUAACCAAGAAAAAUAUUGACGAAUGGGGCCCUUUUGACCUGGUGAUUGGCGGAAGCCCCUGCAACGACCUCUCCAUCGUCAACCCUGCCAGGAAGGGCCUGUAUGAGGGGACCGGGCGACUCUUCUUCGAGUUCUACCACCUUCUCAAUUACACGCGCCCCAAAGCCGGGGAGGAGCGCCCCUUCUUUUGGCUGUUUGAGAACGUCGUGGCCAUGCGCAUCAACGACAAGAGGGACAUCUCUCGUUUCCUGGAGUGUAACCCUAUUAUGAUUGAUGCCGUCAAAGUCUCGGCUGCACACCGGGCCCGAUACUUCUGGGGGAAUCUGCCUGGGAUGAACAGGCCCCUGGUAGCUUCGACGACGGAUAAACUUGAACUUCAGGACUGCUUGGAGUACGGCAGAACAGCCAAGUUGAAAAAGGUCCAGACCAUCACCACAAAGUCUAAUUCCAUCAGGCAGGGAAAAGCCCAGACUUUCCCAGUGCGGAUGAAUGGCAAGGACGACAAUUUGUGGUGCACUGAAUUGGAAAGGAUCUUUGGCUUCCCCCACCAUUACACCGACUUGUCCAACAUGGGGCGUGGAACUCGCCAGAAGCUUCUUGGCAGGGCGUGGAGUGUCCCGGUCAUCCGCCACCUGUUUGCUCCGCUCAAGGAUUAUUUUGCCUGCGACUAGGGAGCAGGUGGGGUGCCCAGGUCUCCUUUGAGCAAGCAGCCUUGGGAGAGGAGGGCGGCAAGGAGCUUGGAACGACACCCUCCUGCAAGUGCGACCCACAGCACAGCAUCUCCCCUUCGCCACCAUCUGCAAGCGCCACCAUGGAGACUGGAAGGAUGGCAAUGUUCCUUUCCAUCAAUACUGACAUUUCGAAAAGGUCAAAAGACCUCUGUUUACUCACCGUGCAAAACACUGUUGUGUCUAUGGAAGGUCACGACUGCAGCAUUAGCCAACCAUUUCCCCUAAGAUCAAUGUCAGUCGCUGCCUGACUGAAAGGCAGUUUUCUGACGGGCUGUACGAAAACCCCCCAAACUUGAAAAAUAAUUUUUAAAAGGAUGAGCGACAGAAUCUCUCCAGGGACAAUCAUGAAGAAACCAAAAUUGCAGCAACUAUCCUGCCUUGCUGUGUUUUGUACACUGGAAACAAUCAGGAUAAGACGAGGAGACUCUUCUCCUUUUUAUCCUUCUUUUAAACUAUAUAUAUAAAUAUAUAGAACAAAAACUUUUUUAAAAAAGCGAGACACUUGGCUGCUGAUUUUUUCAGCGUUAUGUGUGAAUGGUGGAAAUUCCUCAAGAGGAGUUUAGUUGAAACACAAGUGUGGGAUAAUUAUAGUAGCUAGAGCAAAAGAAAAUCGACCAUCCAACUCUGCCAAAUGCAUCCAGGUAUACUUUUAAACUACUAAUCUAUCUUAAAAAACAUGCUGUUAAAGUUAACAUACAGUCCACCUGGAAUUUUCUUGCACAGACCCAUUGAAGUGACCCAGAGGCCCUUGCAAGAGCCCCUCUGAGCUUUCCCACAAAUUCUUGUUUCACCUGGGGGCAGAGAAGAUCUCGGGGGCUGUUCUCUUGGCCUUCGGGGUUGAGCAAAGGGGAAUAAGAGCGUCACAUUUGGCCCCCACCCUCCAAAAAAUUCUGCAAAUGCCUAUGCUGCUGUGGACUCACAACCUGUAGGACACGUUGAUCUUUGUUUGCAAUGCCCCCAACAGGACUUCCUGCAGAGGGACAUCAGGUCUGAAACUUAUUGAUGCUGCUAUUUUCCUCAUGAAUGUUAGCUCCGUUCCCCCAACCCUAACUUGGCAUUACCUUGUACCACUGGCUUUGUUACGGAAAGGAAAUGACAUCUGUCUGCUGGGGCAACUUGUUUUUGUAGGUCGUCUCUCUUUCCACCCAUCAAGGCACUGCCAUGUGCUAAGAAGCAGCGUUUGAUACAGUGGAUACGAUGCAACUCAAUGGGUUCUUUCCCAUGGAGGAUGGAGCUGGAGAGAUCCUUUCACGUGCCUCCUGGUUCUGUGCCACUUGCCAAAGAAAGGAGACCUUUUUCGGAUCAGGCAGCUGUGGGGACGUGCUUUUCUAGCCCACAACUUCUCAAGCAGCCUUCCCCAACCCUGGUGGCUUCUAGGUUGGGAAGACUGCUAGGGAGGUUGCCAUAAUGUAA
Podarcis muralis (Common wall lizard) is the source of this 4070-nucleotide messenger RNA. It is a transcript of the gene DNMT3B, whose product is annotated as DNA methyltransferase 3 beta. Gene Ontology annotation, biological process: negative regulation of transcription by RNA polymerase II. NCBI's taxonomy places the organism in Eukaryota, Metazoa, Chordata, Lepidosauria, Squamata, Lacertidae. The record is from RefSeq and is a predicted model, not a curated record. Gene Ontology annotation, molecular function: DNA (cytosine-5-)-methyltransferase activity, acting on CpG substrates; DNA binding. Gene Ontology annotation, cellular component: nucleus.